AUGGUUAAUGCCCUUCAAACUAUAGGGGACACACAGUGGUCCAUGACACGUCAACCCCCCCCCCCCGACACCCGCGCGACUAAUGCCCGCGAUCCGCCUCCUGCAGGCUUCUUCAACCCGAACGUGGACCCGCUGGGUCGCGCCACGGUGGCCAACUACGGCCUCAUGGACCAGCUGGCGGCGCUGCACUGGGUCCAGGAGAACAUCGUGCGCUUCGGCGGCGACCCCGGCCACGUCACCGUCAUGGGCCACGGCACCGGCGCCGCGUGCCUCAACUUCCUCGUCAUCUCGCCCGCCGCCGCAGGAGCAGGACUUUUCAAGCGAGCCAUCUUGAUGUCGGGAUCGGCGCUGAGUCCCUGGGCCGUGGUGCAGGAACCAGUGUACUACGCGGUGCAGGCAGCGCGACAACUGGGCUGCGAAGUACCGGACGACCUGUACCGGCACUACGAGACCCUCCUACACUGCCUCAGGGACCGCACCGUCGACCAGAUCCUUCAGGUCGAGCUCGAGACGCCGCAGUUCCUGUCGGCCGUCGGGCCCAGCGUCGACGGGGUCACCAUCAGGCACGACUGGAAGCAGAUUCACACGAAGAUGGGUAAGGACAGAGGAGGGGGAUUCAGAGGAAUUCCGGGCACUCAAAUAUUGGCUUUAGUGAAGUGGGACGUAAAAAUGCCGUAG
Penaeus monodon (black tiger shrimp) is the source of this 678-nucleotide messenger RNA. Its product is annotated as neuroligin-3-like. The coding region runs from base 1 to 678 and encodes 225 amino acids. Gene Ontology annotation, biological process: presynaptic membrane assembly; chemical synaptic transmission; modulation of chemical synaptic transmission. Gene Ontology annotation, cellular component: postsynaptic membrane; cell surface; synapse. NCBI's taxonomy places the organism in Eukaryota, Metazoa, Arthropoda, Malacostraca, Decapoda, Penaeidae. The transcript has 5 exons. The record is from RefSeq and is a predicted model, not a curated record. Gene Ontology annotation, molecular function: signaling receptor activity; neurexin family protein binding.